AGGGAUGCGUUUGUUCCCGAGUGCAGCCGCGGUCGAAGGGAAAACUGGGCAAAAGUAGUUCUCAAGGAUGAGCCCGGGAAGUGCCGGGGGCACCUGGUCCGGGGAAAGCAGCGGCGGCGGACAAAGAGCUAUCGCAUCCCCGGGGCCGGCGGGUCGGAGCAGCUGCCGUGCUCCCCACCUAGUGCCUGUGCGGCGUCCGAGGGGAAGGGCGGCCCGGCGGCGGUGACCGAGUCCAGGGAUUCAUAUAAUGAGGCUUUUAUUAUGGCCAGUGACCCCUUGGAAGGCUUUCAUGAAGUGAACCUCGCUUCGCCUACUACACCAGAUCUUCUUGGAGUAAAUGAGCCAGGGACUCAGGAACAAACUACCUCACCCAGUGUAAUCUACCGACCACAUCCUUCUGUUGUGUCCACACCAAUCCAACCCAACGCAUUAAAUGUUUCUGACCUUCCUACACAACCUGUUUAUUCAUCUCCCAGACAACUGAAUUGUGGAGAAGUAUCAGGUGUCAGCAUCAAUGUUACCGACGCAGUACUUUGUUCUACCUCUGGACCCCAGAGUGGGUCACUCAAUCACAGUAAUGCCAGGAAGGAGAGCAAUAACGUAGAGAGAGAGCUUUUGCAGGGUACUACAGUAGCAGAUGUUGCUGAAGGAAAUGAAGAUAUUUUUGGGUUGAGUACAGACAGUUUAUCUCACUUACGGAGCCCAUCUGUACUGGAAGUAAGAGAAAAGGGCUAUGAACGAUUGAAGGAAGAACUUGCAAAAGCUCAGAGGGAGCUGAAGUUAAAAGAUGAAGAAUGUGAAAGGCUUUCUAAAGUGCGAGAUCAACUUGGACAGGAAUUGGAAGAACUUACAGCUAGUCUGUUUGAGGAAGCGCACAAAAUGGUUAAAGAAGCAAAUGUCAAACAAGCUGCUGCAGAGAAACAGUUAAAAGAAGCACAAGGCAAGAUUGAUGUCCUCCAGGCUGAAGUAGCAGCAUUGAAAACACUAGUACUGUCUACUUCACCAACAUCUCCAACUAAGGAGUUCCAAUCUGGUGGAAGAACUCCUUUUAAGAAAGGCCAUGCAAGAAACAAGAGUACAAGCAGUGCUAUGGGUGGCAGUCAUCAGGACCUUACCAUGAUGCAGCCAAUUGUAAAAGACUGUAAAGAGGCUGACCUGUCUCUGUACAAUGACUUCAGAUCUUGGAAGGAUGAGCCUACUAUGGACAGAACAUGUCCUUUCUUGGACAAAAUUUAUCGGGAAGAUAUUUUUCCAUGUUUAACAUUCUCCAAAAGUGAGUUGGCCUCAGCUGUUCUGGAAGCUGUUGAAAACAACACUCUGAGCAUUGAACCUGUUGGCUUGCAACCUGUUCGAUUUGUGAAAGCUUCUGCAGUUGAAUGUGGGGGACCAAAGAAAUGUGCUCUCAGUGGACAAAGUAAGUCAUGCAAGCAUAGAAUCAAAUUAGGAGAUUCAAGCAGUUACUACUACAUUUCUCCUUUCUGUCGUUACAGGAUCACUUCGGUGUGUAACUUCUUUACAUAUAUUCGAUACAUCCAGCAAGGACUGUUGAAGCAGCAAGAUGUGGAUCAGAUGUUCUGGGAAGUUAUGCAGCUGAGACGAGAGAUGUCACUAGCAAAACUUGGCUAUUACAAAGAAGAGCUCUAAAACUUUUUACUCUUGCGCGUGCAUGAACUUCAUUGAAUAUACAUAACUAAAGUUACUGAACCUUU
Molecule: messenger RNA, 1709 nt
Organism: Cyanistes caeruleus (blue tit)
Lineage: Eukaryota; Metazoa; Chordata; Aves; Passeriformes; Paridae
Gene: RAB3IP
Product: RAB3A interacting protein
Biological process (GO): exocytosis
Cellular component (GO): Golgi to plasma membrane transport vesicle
Molecular function (GO): guanyl-nucleotide exchange factor activity
Source: RefSeq, a predicted model, not a curated record